UUCACUCGCUCCAGUCUCCAGCCACACUGAACGCAGUGGCCGGAAGAAGUGACAGGCGCCGGGAUUUCACCGGCGAUCUGAGCCCGUCCGCAGCGACCUUCGUCUCCGUCUCCAGAUCCGAGUGUUCAGCAAGGAGGAUAGAAGAUGGAUGCUGCUGCUGAGGAGUCUCCCCGCCGGUGGCCAUGGGUCGUACCAUUUGUUGAUGGUGAGACAGAGCAGCCAGCCAAUGCCGUAUCCAAGGUCCUCUGCGACGACAACCUCCUUAGGAAGAUCAUAGUCCGCGUCGGCUUCCCAACCACCCUUGUCCGUGCCGCCCUCGUGUGCAAGCGCUGGCUCAGGCAUGCCGCCAACCCUGCCUUCCUCUCUCGUUUCCGCAAGCUCCACCCACCCUCCCUCCUAGGCUACUACUUCUCUGAGUGGUCGGUCUCGUCGAAGAAUCUAGGUGCUCCACCCUUUCACCUAAUGCUGCCUCAGCCCCUGCUGCAAGAGUCUUUUGGCCAUGCCCCCAUCACCAUCCACCUUUCUAGUCCACGCUUUGUCCCGAUGCUACCUCAGCCCCCAGAGCUUUCCACUGUCAUCCGUCACCUUGCUGACUACAGGUUCGGUGUCCACGAUGACACUCUACUGAUCAAGCACUGCCAUAACGGCACCAUCUUCACCCAGCAUGACAAAGGAGAAACAGAAUUGACACUUGGAGUGCACCGCCCGCUGUGUCCUGAGAGAGGUAUGCCUAUCGUCCCACCAUUCCCAUGUGUGGAACGCAAUCUCCAAUGGUUUGGUGCAAUGCUCUCCAAAGAAGGAAGCAACGGUGGCUUGUCCUACCUGUAUGUGUUGGGUACCAAGGACUUGGGAAAGUUCCUGGUGCAUGUGUAUGUGUUGCAAGAUGGUGUUUGGUCCCUGAAUACCUCGGCCACAUGCCAGCCCUGUCUUAUCCAUUGGGAACCAAAAGUUGUGCUUGUUGACAACAAAAUCUAUAUCCCGGCCCGCAACAAUGACAACAUUUUUGUCUUGGAUUUGAUGACCUCAACUUUCUCCACAAUUCAGCUCCCACAAGGAGUAAGCUAUAACUAUUUUAGGACCAUGCUGUCACCGGCCGAUGACGCUUCCGGCGUUUAUCUCAUCCAUGUCAACGGAUUUGAACUUCGCAUAUGGCUCUCCAAGGGGAACAGCUGGUUACUGGUCGAUACCAUUUGUUUGAAUAUGUUAGAUCACACGCUUGAGGACGACCAUAAUGCAAAUGUCCGGAUAAGCCAGGUUGAAAACAAUGCUGAGUUUGUUUUCUUGAGGAUGGGUGGAUGCACACUCUAUCUGGACGUCACGAGCAAGACACUGCGUAAAUUGCAUGAGAGGACAGAAAAUGGUCGACAUUUCAGUGAUACCAAGCCUUUUAUGAUGAUUUGGCCACCCAUAUUCCCUGUGCUCAAGGAUGACCCUGCAAGGGAUGCCAUGUGAAGAAAAAGGAUACGUGGGAGCUUUUGAAUGGCGAGUGACAAAGUCUCCAGCAAGGAAGAGAAAAGAGCUUCAUUUCCUUGCUUGCAAUUCUAGUAACUAUCUUUGUUAUAACUUGUAGAGUAAUGGAUUAAUUAGGAUGUUAUGUAUCAUGUAACCGGAGCAUGUACCCAUAUCCUGUAUCAUGACAACUGCUUGUGACCCAGGUCUGUUUUGUGAAGAAGACUCUCCGUUCAUAUGUUUAUU
Molecule: messenger RNA, 1695 nt
Organism: Triticum dicoccoides
Lineage: Eukaryota; Viridiplantae; Streptophyta; Magnoliopsida; Poales; Poaceae
Exons: 4
Coding region: 145-1452 (435 amino acids)
Molecular function (GO): protein binding
Source: RefSeq, a predicted model, not a curated record